GUCUCCCCGCCUGCUCGCCUUCCCUCCUUCCCUCCUUCCCUCCCUCGUUGGUCCCUGGCGCGGGCCGCGGCAGCUGCGACCGCCCCCACCUCCUCCUCCGUCGCUGCUGCUGAUCCUGCAGGACCGGGAGAGGUGGGGGGGUGGUGGUCGAGGGGGGUCAUGGCGUCCUGCGUGGGGAGCCGGACCCUGAGCAAAGACGAUGUGAACUACAAGCUGCAUUUCCGGAUGAUCAACGAGCAGCAAGUGGAGGACAUCACCAUAGACUUCUUCUAUCGUCCGCACACCAUCACCCUUCUCAGCUUCACCAUUGUCAGCCUCAUGUACUUCGCCUUCACCAGGGAUGAUUCUGUUCAAGAAGAUAAUAUCUGGAAAGGCAUCCUCUCUGUUAUUUUCUUCUUUCUCAUUAUCAGUGUGUUAGCUUUUCCCAAUGGUCCUUUUACUCGACCACAUCCUGCUUUAUGGAGAAUGGUUUUUGGUCUCAGUGUGCUCUAUUUCCUGUUUCUGGUAUUUCUUCUUUUCCUGAACUUUGAGCAGGUAAAAGCUGUGAUGUACUGGCUAGACCCAAACCUUCGUUAUGCCACACGAGAAGCUGAUAUCAUGGAAUAUGCUGUCAACUGUCACGUCAUCACCUGGGAGAGGAUUCUCAGCCAUUUUGACAUAUUUGCAUUUGGACAUUUCUGGGGCUGGGCUAUGAAGGCUUUAUUGAUUCGGAGUUAUGGGUUAUGUUGGACAAUCAGUAUUACUUGGGAGCUAACUGAGCUUUUCUUCAUGCAUCUUCUGCCUAAUUUUGCUGAAUGCUGGUGGGAUCAAGUCAUUUUGGACAUCUUGUUGUGCAAUGGAGGCGGCAUCUGGUUGGGAAUGGUAGUUUGCCGCUUUUUAGAGAUGAGGACUUAUCACUGGGCCAGCUUCAAAGACAUUCACACCACGACAGGGAAAAUCAAAAGGGCUGUAUUGCAGUUUACUCCUGCCAGCUGGACAUAUGUUCGGUGGUUUGACCCCAAGUCUUCCUUUCAGAGAGUGGCUGGAAUAUACCUUUUCAUGAUCAUCUGGCAGCUGACUGAAUUGAACACCUUCUUCUUGAAACAUAUCUUUGUGUUCCAUGCAAGCCAUCCAUUAAGUUGGUGUAGAAUUCUCUUCAUUGGUGGGAUCACUGCACCUACUGUUAGACAAUACUAUGCUUACCUCACUGACACACAGUGCAAACGAGUGGGAACACAGUGCUGGGUAUUUGGGGUCAUUGGUUUUCUGGAAGCAAUUGUUUGCAUAAAAUUUGGGCAAGAUCUCUUCUCCAAAACUCAGAUACUUUAUGUCAUGCUUUGGCUUCUUUGUGUGGCUUUUACUACUUUCCUGUGUUUAUAUGGUAUGGUUUGGUAUGCAGAGCACUGUGGUCACCGAGAAAAGACAUAUUCUGAGGGUGAAGAUAGCCCCUACAGUUCAGAUGUCUCCUGGCUUCAUUCUAAGUUUACAAAAGGUACUGAAGAGAGCCCACCCAAACAUGCGGGAAAUAAUGAAAGCCAUUCUUCCAGAAGAAGGAAUCGCCAUUCUAAAUCAAAAGUAACCAAUGGAGUUGGGAAGAAAUAAUAAAACAAAAACCCUGGUUUAUCAAAGAUGUUCCAGAGAGUGCCUAGAAUUGAGAGUGACACUGGACUAGUUCUGACUUCCUUGUUAAGAGGUUAAUAUGCAUAGAGAAAACCAGAGGAGGGGAAGGAAAAUAGGCUUGGAGUGAGGGAGUACUUGAGGGAAGGCUAAUCUUCUGUUUCACCUGGAUCCUGUAUUUCAGAUCAUUGCCUGCCACCCCUUGCCAUUUCCUGGUCUCUUCUACCUUCUAUUCUGCCCCCUUCUGUCCCCAGGAGUGGCACAGUAUAUCCAAAGGGAGAUGGAGCUGUUUCUUCACCCUUGCCAAGAAGCAAAUUUAGUGUGAGGGGCCCAUGAUGGAUUUCAAAUCUGUUCCUUCAGGCAAGAACAUGAACCCCAAGGGGAAUGGACCCGUCACCAAUUUUGUUUUUCACUCAGUUGCUUUAUUUUUAUACAUUGGUUGAUAUCUUGGAGCCUUCAGUGGCAACACCUAAAGCCUUUUGUAGGCAUUGUAGGAAUCAUUUUCCUCAAGGGAAAAAAUGGGAACUUUAUUUUUUAAUCAUUGAUGCGCUAUCUUAAAAAAAACCAACUACUCCAAUGUCAGAAAUCCAUAAAUCUAUAGAGAGGGCUAAUUGUAUGUAGAGUAUACUGGGCUUCAGAUCUGAUCUAGGCCUUUUUUAUUGUUCCAUACAAGAUGCCAUUUGUUCAGCCUUCUCUACAAUACGUGAUCAACCCUGUUACAAAGGCAGUGACCGAUGGUUUCUGUCCAUAGCCAGGUGCCUUUUACUUUUUACCUUUUGUUGUUUUCUUUCCACGGUAUAAUGGCUGGCAUUAAGUAUGUCUUUUAGUCACAUGGGAGGUGCUGGUAAGUAUAUUAUCCUGUUAUCCUCACCAUGCUUUGUAGAACAUUUACCUUUAUGGUUCACCUUCUCCCCCACUGGAUCCCAGUUUUAAAUAAAACUAUUCCUUUUAAAAAACUUAGAUGGAUCUUUAAUCUGUUUCCAAGUAAUUGCUAUAAUUUCCAUAGACCUGUAGGUAUCAUGAAUAUAUUAGAUAUCCUGCUUUCAGUAACAGAUAAUGAACAUUUUUGUUGUUUAUGACAAUGAUGAUGAUUUCAUCAAUCGAGUUGAGUUUUUUCCUAAUAAGUGGUCAGUGCAUGGAUGAUUGACCAUUGACCUUUCAGUGUAGACUUGCUGAAAGAAAUCCAUUUGUUCCCACAUUUUGUAGAAUACAGAUGUUCAAAUGUUUUCUCCUUCUUUCCUCCCCCCACAAGGAAAUCUUUAGUAAUAGAUGGGUCAUGUUUUUCUUUUUCUGCAAAAGAAUUCUGAGGUGAAAGGGUUAAAUGAAUCAAGCAAGCCUGGGGUCACUUCCUGUGCUCUGUGCCUCUUAGAGACAACUUGGAUAUGGGCUAUACAAGACCAGUCUACCAGCCAGACUUGUUAAGUAUACAAGGCAUCAGGAGACACGUUGUCCGUGGGAUAACUUAAUUGUAAGAAUUCUAACAAAGGGAAGUUGCAGUGAUUGGUCGCAAGCUUUAUGCUAUUAAGUGCUUUAACAAAUCCACACCAUUCCGAAACAAGGUUUGAAAAUAGGAAAAGAAGCAUGUGUUUCACUAAAAUACUUCCUAGAGCCCACAAAUGCCUAUUCUUAAAUUAAAAAGAAAUAGUUGUAUAAUAUAAGAAUUAUUUUGACUUGGAAGCUCCUGUGUUUUCCUCCACUAAAACAAUGUUAAGUGUUAUAUAUAACACAUGAGGAUGGCAGAAGAGAACUAGAAACAUUUUAAAUUCCUGCAUUUUGCUUUUCUUUCCCACAGUGUUCCAUGUCCAUACCCAUCCUUCUGCCCCCCACCCCCACCGCCUUUUGCUCUAAGCAUGUGGUACACCACUGGCUGCAUGUGGAAGUUAAUUUUCCUGAUUGGUCAAGCGUAGUACCAGUGCAACAUGUUUGUGUUCCAGAGCCUUUUACCUGAUUUAUUUUCAUUUUAAAACUUGAACAGAGGAAAUUGGAGAAGGAGGCACCUGUGGAACAGGUGGUAAAUCUCACCCUACUAUACAGGGCAAGGCUUAGAGAUCAUUCUUCCUCAGCUCAGCCUGGAACAGCCAGGAGAGUAGCAAGAUAUUAAAAGAAAUGGUCUCAUCUGCUUUCUGCACUGCUUUUCCUCUUUGAAUUAAAGCUUUUUUUCCCCUUUCAAGUAAAAGUUUUUCAUGACUUAUAUGGUGGUUGCAAAAACAAAACAAAACAAAACAAAAAAAAAACUUUUGCUGGUUGGCCAAAGCCACAGCUAAGAUUUCCUUUUGCUCUGACAGCAACACCCCUGGCUGAAACUGGCCUUUUCCACCCCGUUUCCAUGGAUAUGGACUUCACAUUACCAAAAAUAGAAUAAAAUGCUUUAAAGUUGUCACUUGAUAGCUGUAGUGAUUUGAUUUUAAAGCAUUUAUCCUGUUUUUACAGGGCCAUACAUUGACUACCCUUGAGGGGAAACCCUUGUUCCAGACAUGACUGAGAAUGAGAAUUUUUUAUGCAUUUUCCUCUUUUGGUGGUACUUUAAAAAAAGUGUUAAAUGCUAGUGUUUGGUUUGGGCUUUUUGGUUUUUUUUUUUUUGCCUGUCCCCAAUCUUUCCAUAUCCUCUCACCACUUUUCCCAGGUCUGUUUUUCUCAUCUAUAAAAUGAAAUUUAGUGUACUUAUCUCACUGGGAUGCUAGGAAGUUUUAUUGCUUUUUUGAAGCAUUUUGAUCAUGAAAAAUAAAUGCUUGUCUGUCCUUUUCAUUAGGCCUGAUUUUCCAGUAUGUUAGGUUAAAUAGAGUAGUCACCCAAGAAAAGUGAAAUCAAAUUCUUUCCCAAAUACUAAACAGGUUCAGUAUUGAUAUCUUCUUUGGACUUCUGGCUAGCAUUUCAAGUGUCCUUUUCAUUUGGCAUUUGAUUUUGACUGCUGGGAACUACUCUUGUCUAUUUCUAUUGGUUGACUCAUUCAGUCCAGAAUGAAGUUGGUUGUUGGAGGUGGAGAGAAUCCAGCCACUGAAGAGGAGGCUGAAAACUCAAAGUGAACAGGGACUGUUCUAACCCCUGAGAAUCAAUAAUGGGGGAAAAGCUUUAAAGAUAGAGUAGCAGAAUCAUUCCAUGUGCCUAAUUGCCUAAAUGAAUUGUGUUCAUCAACUACUAGGAAAAAGUUCUGAUCUUAUAUCCUCUUUUUGAUUAAUAGAGCCACUACUCAUUUUGAUGACAUUCCUUUUUAUUUAAUAGGUGAUGUUAUAAAAAGAAGCAGCAGAUGUACCAGUGAUGUACUAUGAAAAUGCCCCUUUGUCAGUUAUAACACUGAAACUACUUUUUGACAAUAGCUCAGAACCCUAUUUGAAAAUGAUUCAUUAAGCAAUGCACAUAACUCCCUUCCUUGUGCCUUGCACAUAGUAGGUGCUCAUUAAACAUUGAAUAAAUUAGCAUAUAUGUUGCAUUUGUAUGUGUGUCUAGCAUUUUUUAUUUUGACCUUUUUUCUGACCCAUUGGCUAAGAAGGAUGGGCCAAUUUUUUAAAAGUCACAUUCUUCAUUAUUCCAUUAUAGCAAAAGUAUUGAGGAAAGUAUAUCAGGAAAGAUUAUGGUAUUUUUUAGGUGGUCUGGUAAUAUUCUUUAUGACUAAAUAAAUAUGACCUAUAGUUGAUAAAUAUUUUAUUCUGCUUUCCUGUUCAAGUCUUAUGAAUUUUAAGAGGCAGUAUUUAGUCAGCUCUAAGACAAAAACAAUUUGUUGAUCCUGAAUUAUUUUUUAAUUUUUUGGAAUCCUAAAUUGCAAGAACUGACAUGAUCCUAAAAACAAUUCAUUUAAUACUGCCUUUAAUCUCUACUUCUCAAAUUAAUCAGUGACUCAGUGACCUUUUUUUUUUAUCCCCUCGUACCAUCACUGCAGCCUGCCACAUGAAUUUUGAAGCUGCUUACCAUACACACAGGAGCUUGUUUGUUGUCUUGUUCUUCACAUAACUUUGUGGUUUUCAACAUGUCCAAAAGCUCACAUACCACAUCUCUCUGGGUAAUCCUAGUAUGUAUUGCAUAGAUGUAAUUGUUAAUAGCAUUUAGCUCCCACCAGAAUUAUCAAUUGCUUCCUUCCUGUUCUUCUGCUUCUUGUCUUUAACCUUUUAAAUCCAUGUGCCCCGUAACUGCCAGUGAAGUCUUUUUAAUGUACAACUUUGAUUGUGUGAUUCCUCUGCUCAAAAGCCUUCUGCUGCUCCCUAUUUCUCUUAGGAUAAAACAUAGAACUCCUUAGGUUGGCCUCCAAGACUUUCCAUGACUGGGUGUCAGCCUUCCUUUCCAAAUUACUAUCUUCUCCUCUUCACACACUGUGUUCCAGCCAAACCAGAUUACUUGACUGCAUGCUUUUUGUACAUGCUGUGCCCAGUGCUUUUUGGAAUGGUCUCUGCCUCCAUACCCCACCUACUGAAUUCACCUCCUUUAAGGUCCAAGUUCAAGUGUCUCCUCCAUCAAGUCUUCCCUGAUACCACUAGCAUCCCUCAGUUACAAAUGAUCUCUCUUCCCAAAGGUCAGUGACUGGGCUUAUCCUAUGCAUUUAUCCUAUAAUUUGUAUUAUAGUUAUUUGUGAAUUUGUCUUACCUACUUCUAGAUUGUAAGCUCUUUGAGGGCAGGAACUUUGUCUUGUUAAAUCAUUGUAUUCUCAGCACCUAGCACAGCGCAAUGCAUAUGGUAGGUGCUUAAUAAAUGUUUGUCAAAUUGAA
Messenger RNA from Monodelphis domestica (gray short-tailed opossum), 6290 nucleotides. RefSeq names its product phosphatidylserine synthase 1 (gene PTDSS1). Lineage: Eukaryota; Metazoa; Chordata; Mammalia; Didelphimorphia; Didelphidae. The record is from RefSeq and is a predicted model, not a curated record. Gene Ontology annotation, biological process: phosphatidylserine biosynthetic process. Gene Ontology annotation, molecular function: L-serine-phosphatidylethanolamine phosphatidyltransferase activity.